Molecule: messenger RNA, 2392 nt
Organism: Phalaenopsis equestris
Lineage: Eukaryota; Viridiplantae; Streptophyta; Magnoliopsida; Asparagales; Orchidaceae
Product: potassium channel KAT1-like
Exons: 2
Coding region: 1639-2379 (246 amino acids)
Biological process (GO): transmembrane transport; potassium ion transport
Cellular component (GO): membrane
Molecular function (GO): voltage-gated potassium channel activity
Source: RefSeq, a predicted model, not a curated record
UAAGUAAAUACAUAGGAAUUGGGUGGCAUGCAUGUAAAUGCCCGUCAUUAAAGAGAAGCCUAGACGAGGGUCAUAAAUCCAAAGAAAACUAAGAGCUGCAGCUUAAUAAAAUCCUCCUGACAUUUGGUGCGUUUACUCUUUGAAUUAUUUUAACCAAAUCUCAAAAGGAAAAUAGGGAUUUGAUUACCACUACACAUUUCGUUUACUCUUUGCAUAAUCCAAAGUAGCUUUUUUGAUAAGACUAGUAACUUCUUUGGUUUUUUUUUUUUUUUUUACUUUUGCUGGUCCAGACUCAAUUAAGGCUACAGCAUCUCCAUUAAAACAAAAAGAAAUACUGCCUCGUAUGUAGCAAUUAUCCUGAUAUUGUAAGAAAAUGGAUUUGACAUUAAGUGUUGUACAAAGGAUGCAGUUCAGCAUUGAUGACAUAUAAACUAUGCCAUCUUGUCUUUGUAAUAUAGAAUCAGAGUAAUAAUUCUCGACAAUCAAAGUAUGAUAAAAUUUGCAAAAGAGGCAACUUCCAUUGGACGAACCUAUUUAAAUUCAACGUCUUUUCUGCGUAGAUUUUUUUUUUCUAGUUUCAUUCUUUUUCCACUCUCGGUGUUUCUCUUAGAUUUUAUCUAUAUACCAGCGUUAAGCUGUCAUAGUACCCAUGAAUUCAGGAAUCUUCCCAAAGUGAGUGCCAUUUAAUUAAAAAAAGAUACAUGCUUUCCCACUUCCAUUGCCCACAUCCAAACACAAACAAUGCAAAAUUCAAACUUUUCUACCCUCACCUUUUUUGCUCCUUCAUCACCUUUAAUUUGACCUCAAUAUUAUACUUGCCACCAAAUGAAGUUAACAUGGACCUUCAUUUAGCUGCUAUAUAUACACCUUCCCUCCCUCCCACGUUUUGGCAAUCAGAAAGUAAAAAUGAGAUUUUCCUGCUCUAAAUCCUACGUACAAUGCUUCAAUGAUAACAGUUUCCAUUAUGGCAGUGACAUAACCUUCUCUACUGAUAUAAUGCCACCAUUGGGAGCAAGCUUAAAUCAGUAUACCAAGCUCAGGAAGUAUAUAAUUUCGCCUUAUGAUCCACGAUACAGGUAAAUCAAAGCUCCACUUCUGAAUACUAAAAUAUGAAGAAGGAAUUUGCUCAUUCUACUCUUCUGUUGUCUUCCUCUCAGAGCCUGGGAGAUGUUUCUCAUCAUAUUAGUAAUCUAUUCAACCUGGAUUUGCCCAUUUGAACUGGCUUUCUUAAGAUACUCACCAAAUUUGCUUUCUUAUGUGGAUAACAUAGUGAAUGGUUUCUUUGGAAUUGAUAUAGCUCUCACCUUCUUUGUUUCCUACCUUGAUCAUAAAUCCUGUCUUCUGGUAGAUGAUCACAAGAGAAUUACAACAAGGUAUAUAUAUUCUGAAAUAAGCAUCUUCAAAAGUAUAAUAAGUUGAUUGUAGUGACAAAUUUUAACGAAUCUGUAGGUAUAUAUCCUCGUGGUUCAUGUUCGAUUUAUGUUCUGCAAUGCCAUUUCAAACAAUCAGACAUCUUUUCACAAAACAUGGCGGUGAUAUAGGUUUCAAGGCACUCAAUAUGCUCCGGUUUUGGCGUCUACGUAGAGUAAACUCCUUAUUUGCAAGGUUAGACUCUUUCUCAACAUUUCUAAAUUAUAAAUGACAACUAAAACGAAGAAAGUGACAAAGUGCUUGCAUCUUGUCAGGCUUGAGAAAGACAUCCGUUCCAACUAUUUCUGGACCCGCUGCACCAAACUAGUUCUAGCAAGUAUUCUGUAUUUUCUUUCUUCUUUACUCGAGCAGGGUCUUACGAAAAAAUUAAAAUUACAGGUAACUCUUUUUGUAGCACACUGUGCUGGAUGUGCCAACUACUUAAUUGCUGACAGAUAUCCUGAUGCAAGAAGAACCUGGAUAGGUGUGGUAACGCCAAACUUUCGAGCACAAAGCCUGUGGGUCAGAUAUGUAACGUCAGUAUAUUGGUCAAUUACAACACUGACAACAACUGGAUAUGGUGAUUUACAUGCUGAGAACCCAAGAGAAAUGUUGUUCAGUAUUUUCUACAUGUUAUUCAACUUGGGACUGACAGCCUACCUCAUUGGAAACAUGACUAACCUUGUCGUUCAUGGGACUAGCCGUACGAGAAACUUUAGGGAUACCAUUCAGGCUGUGUCUGCAUUUGCGAAACGAAAUCAAUUACCACGGCAUUUAAAAGAUCAAAUGUUAUCACACUUAUGCUUGAGGUUUAAGACAGAAGAAUUGAAACAUCAAGAAAGCAUGAAUGGACUAUCCAAAGGAAUUCACUCAAGCAUUUCCAGAUAUCUUUUUCUUCCUAUAGUUCGAAAUGUGUAUCUUUUCAGAGGAGUUCAUCAUCAUUUCCUCAAUCAACUGGUACGGUUCUGAAACCAGAAAUUUG